AUGUCGCCAUUAGAGCAGCAACAGCAACAGGCAUACGAAAGAUCGUCGUUUUCGUCGUUCGAGUUACCACAAAACCAACAGUUUCGCGAGUCGUCGCCGUCGCCGACGUUCUCGGCGGCAUUCGAGUCGAACCAUGACGAGUUAACGUCUAGAUUCGGGUCCGACUUAAAACCGACAGCAGCAGCUGCGUCGACCGAAAAGGCCGAAGCGCGUGAGACAACGGCAGCAGCAGCGCGAGAGCCGCCGUCAUGUGCGGCGACGGUGGGCAUUUGGUCGAUGAACGUGGUGGGAUCGGUGGGGAUUAUCAUGGUGAACAAGCAAGUCAUGUCCGGAUACGGCUUUGUAUUCGUAUCCACCCUAACGGGAAUGCACUUCGCGCUAACAGCCCUAACGGGGGUCGCAUCAGCCUGCGCGGGGCUGGUCCCCAGGCAGCUCUCCGUGCCCUUCGGGGUGCUGCUGGGCUUCGCUCUGCUGGGCAACGCCAGCCUCGUCGCCACCAACCUCUCGCUACUUCUCAACUCCGUCGGGUUUUACCAGAUCUCCAAGGUCAGCAUCAUCCCGACAGUCUGUUUCUUCGAGGCAGUCUUCAAGGGUCGCACGUUCACCCCUUUCCACCCCUCUCAAUCUCCCCGGCCGAUCUCACCCGUAGAUCUCCAAGUCUUCAAGGGUCGCACCUUCACCCCGCGGGUGAAAGCAGCCGUCGCCGUCGUCAUGCUGGGCGUCGCCCUCUGCACUGUCUCGGAGAUCCAUGUCAACCCGCUGGGACUGGCAGUGGCCGCUUUUGCCGUGCUCUGCUCCGCGAUGCACAUGAUGCUGAUUGGUCUGCUACAAGAAAGAUACGCCAUUGGCUCGUUCGAUCUCCUCAGCCAAUCAGCACCUCUCCAGGCCUUCAUGCUGCUGCUCAUCGGUCCCUCCCUCGACCUCCUCCUCACCUCCCGUUCCCUCCUCGACUACCACUACCAGCCCUACGCCAUUGUCUUCAUAACUCUCUCCUGCUGCCUAGCCGUGGUCUGCAAUCUCAGCGCCUUCCUCUGCAUCGGGAAAUUCUCCGCCUCGACUUACCAGGUGUUAGGCCACAUGAAGACCGUGCUAGUGCUCGUGCUGGGAGUGCUCCUUUUUGACUCUGCUAUCUCCCUUAAAGCCAUCCUCGGUAUGUGUAUAGCAGUCACAGGAAUGGUCAUGUACGGCCAUGCUACUGCCGUGCAGGCGAGUGCUGCAGGAGCAAGGGGGGGAGGGGGAGGGGGGGACAAGAAGGGCGGAGGAGGGGGGGGCGCAUCUUGCACAGGGGAGCAGAGAAUCCCACUCAAACCCCAUACAGGGCUCCAAAACCGGUCAGGUGACUGGAUUGACGUCCCAAAAGUUUUCUCAAGAAGUCCCGUCGAUCGGCCUUGUGGUGUUACCGCAUCCAGAGCGGUUACCGGAUUCGAGAAUACACCACCCACGAAUGCAGGAGCUGAUGCUCGCAACGGCAUGGAAGGGGGAGGCCGGGAGGAGCUUGCAGAGAGAAUCGUCCAGCUUCUCUGA
Closterium sp. Yama58-4 is the source of this 1524-nucleotide messenger RNA. NCBI's taxonomy places the organism in Eukaryota, Viridiplantae, Streptophyta, Zygnematophyceae, Desmidiales, Closteriaceae. The record is from the annotation of a GenBank genome assembly.